Cicer arietinum (chickpea) is the source of this 1553-nucleotide messenger RNA. RefSeq lists its product as uncharacterized. Lineage: Eukaryota; Viridiplantae; Streptophyta; Magnoliopsida; Fabales; Fabaceae. The record is from RefSeq and is a predicted model, not a curated record. Gene Ontology annotation, cellular component: nucleolus; preribosome, large subunit precursor. Gene Ontology annotation, biological process: maturation of 5.8S rRNA; maturation of LSU-rRNA.
AACCUGAGUGAAGUGUGAUAAGUUUUGUUUUUCUUUUUUUUUUUUCUCUUCCUCUUUUUAUUUUCUCUCUUAACUAACAACACAAUGUCUUAAACCCUUCUUUCUCAUUCAAACCCUCACCGCCGCCUCUCUCUUUCUUCCUCCACCUCCGACCGCCGCGACCACAUAUCGAAGAUCGUCUGCUCGUUCUAUUUGUCAACAGUUCGAGCAGUUUCUUUACCAAAUCUUCCUUCUCCCUUGUAUUUGGACAAUAAACCCUAAACCCCAAAUUCGGUUUUGAAAACACACCGGCACACCGCCUUUCGACACAGAUUUUAUUCCAAAGAUGCAGCACGAUGAAGUUAUAUGGCAAGUUAUCAGGCACAACCAUUGCAGUUUCAUGACCAAAAUUACGACGGGUAAUUUCUGUAGAAACCUUUACAACGUCACUGGAAUUUGUAACCGGAGCUCCUGCCCUUUAGCUAAUAGUCGCUAUGCCACUAUUCGUGAUGAGAAUGGAGUGUUUUACCUUUACAUGAAAACUAUUGAAAGAGCUCAUAUGCCAAAGGAUCUGUGGGAAAGAGUUAAGCUGCCUAGGAAUUACGAACAGGCACUUGAAGUCAUAGACAAACAUCUGAUGUAUUGGCCCAAGCUUCUUAUACACAAGAUAAAACAACGAUUGACCAAAAUGACUCAGAUACGGAUACGCUCGAGGAAGCUUGCUAUGAAAACAAGGGAGAAAAUAACAACAUUCCCAAGGAAAGAGAAAAAGAGAGAAGCUAGAAGAGAAGAGAAGGCCGAAAAAGCAGCUGUGCUUGAAAAGGCUAUUGAGAAAGAGCUAUUGGAACGCCUUCAAAAAGGAGUUUACCAACAAGGUGAUAUAUUCAACUAUCCUAUUGAAGCAUACAAUAAAAUACUUGAUAUGGAGAAACUUCAAGCUGUUGAUGAAGAGGAUGAAAAGGAAGAAGAAAUAGAAUACGUCGAGGGUUACGAUGAACUUGAAGAGGAAGAUGACAUAGAAGAUUUUGGUGCUUUUUCAAUUGACGAAUCACAGGGCAAUGACACCGAUGAUGAAAAUGCUGGAAGCACUGAAGAUGAAGAGGCAGAUGCACGUGAUCAAAGGAAAGCCAAAAGGAAAAUAACUUUAGCUUCAAAGAAAAUUGAAAAGGAUGCCCUUGAUUCUAAAUCAAAUAAAACGAAGGUCCUCAUUGAGGUGGAACAUGACGAUGCCGACGAAAGACAAAGAGCGGUACAGUAAUAGCAUUUAGUGUUGGCUACUGAUAGGAGAGGGAAGCUGCAAUAUGAAGAAACCUUAUUUUGAUUAUCAUUUUAAAUUAUAUACAGUUUCUUUUCUAAUUACUUUCCUUUUGGAAAGGGCAGUGUUGGCAAAAUGACUUUGGUUUUGAUCUACCUAUAGAGCUUCUCAAUCCUACUUUGUUUGAGGAUUGUAACUCAUCAAAUUUUGUAGUACGUGGAUAUUGAGGAUUAUGGAGUUCGUUGUAAUAGUUUUUAUUAUAUUUUCAAAAGUUAAGAACAUUAUACUUAUUAAUUAUUUUUCAAUUGUUUUUUGGUCA